AUGGCUUACAUAGACGCAAAGCUUCCUCAGGAUUGCGGCCCUAUCGCCGGCCCUGUCCAGUUUUUUAACGACUUCUACAGGAUAUCUGACACCCCCGAAGCCCACACUGAAUAUUGCGACAUGUUUUCUCCCGAUGCCACCUUCAUUCUGGCUUCCAAGACCAUUGUCGGUAGUGAAGCUGAUCAUACCCCGGAAGCGAUACUCCGUACGAGGCAGCUCAUGUGGUCCAAUGUGGCAUCCCGUAAACAUUUCGUCCACAAGAUCUUCCCCUUUGGAUCGAUAUCUAAUGAGUUUAUGCUGUACGGAACUGUAAAAUAUACGACAAAGGCGGGAGACGAGUCAGAAAAGGAAUGGGCCGCCCGAGCACAAUUGACAGAAACAAACGGACAGUGGAAACAUCAGUUCUACCAAGUAUACUUGGACACCGGCGCAGCGGCUUAA
Molecule: messenger RNA, 441 nt
Organism: Grosmannia clavigera kw1407
Lineage: Eukaryota; Fungi; Ascomycota; Sordariomycetes; Ophiostomatales; Ophiostomataceae
Exons: 3
Coding region: 1-441 (146 amino acids)
Source: RefSeq, a predicted model, not a curated record